Molecule: messenger RNA, 2244 nt
Organism: Alternaria infectoria
Lineage: Eukaryota; Fungi; Ascomycota; Dothideomycetes; Pleosporales; Pleosporaceae
Exons: 1
Coding region: 1-2244 (747 amino acids)
Biological process (GO): lipid metabolic process
Source: RefSeq, a predicted model, not a curated record
AUGCCGAAGGCCUCUAUUACAGCCGCCAAACACCGUGUUGAAGAGCAGUUCAACCAUCAUGAAGAAAAGAGAAAGUCCAAGACACAGGCUGCAGUCGACUUUGCACACCAGGCUAAGCGUCUCGGACAAUACACACCAGAGCAAGAGAAUGAGGGCACAGGUUCCACACAGGCGGUUGAAGCACGGUUCAUAACUCCGCAAGAUCCUGUCAUCGAAACUGCCGACGGCCAUCGACUACCUGCUGUACCUCUGGAAGAAGCGACCAAGCUCAACGAAUUGCGAGACAUUAUUGACGACCGUGAUCCUACUAAGAAAGAAUCGUUCUCACCGCGGCUGCGCGAAGCAAAAGAUGGAACGAUACACGGCAUACCUCCGAAAGAAGCAGACAUGAAUGGCGAGGGGAAAUCUGAUGUCCCACUAGGUGACUCGAAAGCGCCUUCGAAGACAAAUCCUCUGUUUCCGCCUCUGCCCAUGUACGGACCUCCAACACUUCUGAGGAAAUGCCAGUGUUGGUUCUUCCGAGUCUCGUCUGGCAUAUUGUCAUUCAUGUUCCUGCUCGUCAUAGUCUUAGGUGCAGGCUUUACGUCCCUUCCUGGCAUGUGCAAACACCUGUUCCUACUGCUCACUUUCCGCGAUGCUGAGAAGCGAAGACCGUUCUACGAAGAGGAAACGAAGCGAAAGCAAGCAAGAAGAGAGGCAGAAAGAGCGUGGAAGAAGCGAGACACAAUGCCGUCAGCUCAAAAGCUGGAGAAUGGAGAAGAUGGCGGAACAACAGAUGAGUUUGAGCCGUUAGAAGGCGGUCCCGAUCCUCUGGUCUGCGAUGUGCGCCACUAUGCACGAAGAGUGGGACUGGACUGCGAGAUCUUUGACGUCCAGACAGAAGACGGUUUCAUCAUCGAACUCUGGCAUCUUUACAAUCCUCGUGACUACAAGCGCACGAAUGACGGCCAGCGUUCCCCGCAUUCGCCAGAGCUUUUCCCCGAAGAUCGCACGGGUGUUGCUGGGUCGCAAUACGAAGAAGGCGAAAAGAAGUACCCAGUCCUUAUGAUACACGGCCUCUUACAGUCCGCAGGCGCUUACUGCACGAACGAUGACGACAGUCUCGCUUUCUUCCUCGCAAAGUCCGGCUACGAUGUCUGGCUUGGCAACAACAGAUGCGGUUUCAAACCUCGCCAUACCACUUUGCAAUACGGAGACCCGCGCAUGUGGGCUUGGAACAUUCGUCAGAUGGGUGUCAUGGACUUGCCUGCCCUUAUCUCUCGCGUACUUUCGGAGACCGGAUUCGAAAAGCUGGGUCUCAUUGCGCACAGCCAGGGGACCACACAAACUCUUGUGGCAUUAGCGAAGGAACAGCGACCUGAGAUUGGCGAGAAGAUAUCUGUGUUCUGCGCACUAGCACCUGCCGCCUAUGCUGGUCCUUUGAUCGGGAAGGCUCAGUUCAAGUUCAUGCAAGUCAUCAGUCCAAACAUGUUCCGGACUGUUUUCGGCAUCCACGCCUUCAUUCCGUUCAUGAUGGUUAUGCAUGGUCUCCUUCCCGGAAAAUUCUACGGCUCCAUGGGUUAUCGUGUCUUCGCCUUUCUGUUCAACUGGACGGACGACCGCUGGGAACGUGAUCUGAGAAAUCGCAUGUUUCAAUUCUCCCCCGUCUAUGUCAGUGCAGAGAGUAUGAGAUGGUGGCUCGGGCGGGAAUGUUUCGCGAAGCAGAAAUGCAUCUUGGCUACAAGGGAUGAGAAGAUGAUGGAAGACAAGGAAGACGAGGAGAUCGAACAGACGAGAACUAAGACCGGAAGUCCACCGCAUGACUCCGACGACGAGCAUCAGAAGGACAGGAAACAAGCUGAGCGCUACGCGUGGUACGGUCCGCAGACUCCUCCUUUCGCACUAUGGGUCUGUGGCUCCGAUGAUUUAGUAGAUGGUCGCCGUCUACUACGCCGUUUCGAACACGGUCGAGAGCCACAUGUCGAUGUCGUACACUCCAAGGUCAUCGAGGGGUACGAACAUCUUGACGUCAUUUGGGCUAUGGACGCUAUUGAGAAGGUCGGCAAAGAGGUCAGAGAGGUGAUUUGGAAGACGGCGUCUGCAGAUGCCCGCAAGCUGUGCAGGACGCCAAAGGGAUGCGAGGACGUUCACGAGUUUUACAGCAAGAGUGGAGCUAGAGAGAGUGCGACGCGUGAAAUCGAUGCUUCGGCUGGUGAGUGGAGCAAGAAGGGCGAGGAGGCUGUGGCCGAUGGGCCUGGAGAGUAA